AUGGACGCUCCUCAGCUUCCCGUGGCCGACGAAAGGGCUGGGAUCAUCCUCCGCCGUAGCCUCCUGCACCAGCUGCCCACCAUGCUAGAAUGGUGUGGAGCACAGGCUGAAGUGCAGCAACUCGCAAAGUUCGGGGAGGACAUAGUGCUGGGCUACUGCCUUUCUCAGCACAACGUGGAGUUGGCAUCCUUCAUGGAUCCCAAUGAAGUGCUUGUGGAGGACCUGAAGCUGGACGCUUCUGGGCGCUUCAGCAAGGCUUUUGCCAGGAUCGCAAGAGAAUACCUGGACAAACAGCAGCUGAGCUUGAUGAAGUGCUUGAUGAUCCUGUCUGGCCUUGCUCCCAAGGACAUGAAGGAGGUCCACAGGCUCAUUUCCAAGGGCGAACGCUGGCAUCCCGGGGUUGCAUGUUUUGCCAGUGGCAUGGUACGCACCGACCUCAAGCAUGGCACUGGCCCUUUGCGACGCUCCGUCUUAGAACCUCGCGUGCAAGGCGCCCUGAAGGACUGUUUCCUUUCCCGGGCUUAUGCCCAUUGGCGUUCCAGCAGUCAUAUUCCUGAGCAGCAUAUGCUGUCUGCACCACAGGCACUGGCAAAGGAGUGGAUCGAUGUCCCAGCUGGGCAGGGUAAGGUCUUCGAUCGACUGCGCCAGGGCCAUGAAGUCUGUGUCUUCGUACUCACCACCAGCGCUUCAGAGAAACACCGAGCCGAUGCGCGCGCCAUCUAUUCUACCUGGGCAAAACAGCCGCGUCCUGCAGGCGUUGAGGUCUUCAUGGUGAAGGACAAUUCCUGGGCCUUGGAGGUGUUGACGCAACAGCUGGUGGCGUCAACAGAGGAUGUCGAUUUGGACAACUUGGCUUAUGGUUUUAUGGCCUCCUCAGCCCUCUUCGCAGCACUGGAGUUGGGUAUCUUCGAUGCCUUGUCGGAGAAGGAGCUCACCGUUGAGGAGCUGGCAGCCACCUGCCAGGUGCCACAGAACCGCCUGCAGACGCUGCUGACCGCCUUGGUGGCCUCCCGCUGUUUGCGGCUGACGGAGGGGCCUGGGCGGCUGGGUUACCGGAACUCGCCCAACGUGCAGAAAUUCAUGGUGUCCUCGUCCAAAGCGUACUACGGAGACUAUCUGAAGUAUCAGAUUGGAAGAUUGUUCUAUGGUCGGAUGGGAAAGCUGGUUCCGAUUCUGAGAGGAGAGGAACACCUGAACUACUGCAGCUGGUUUUCCGAUCCAUCUGUGGCUUCAACCUACACACAAGCUCAGCACAAUGGCAGCCUUGCCACGGCCAAGGCCCUUUUCAAACGUGUCCCUUUGAAGGGCAUCCGGCAGAUGUUGGAUGUGGGCGGUGGCAGUGGUGCAUUUUCCCUUCAAGCCGUGCGCAUGGGAGACCAGGAACUGAAGUCAAUUGUGCUGGAGUUGCCAAAGGUCUGUGAGGAAGGUCAAAGUCUGAUGCUUACACAGGCCUCAGAGCAGGAGAUUGGCAUGCGGACGGUGGUUCAGAGUAGGAUGGAAUGA
This is a messenger RNA of Cladocopium goreaui, 1503 nucleotides long. The record is from the annotation of a GenBank genome assembly. Lineage: Eukaryota; Dinophyceae; Suessiales; Symbiodiniaceae.